Molecule: messenger RNA, 2276 nt
Organism: Colius striatus (speckled mousebird)
Lineage: Eukaryota; Metazoa; Chordata; Aves; Coliiformes; Coliidae
Product: general transcription factor IIH subunit 2
Exons: 14
Coding region: 224-1465 (413 amino acids)
Biological process (GO): DNA-templated transcription; regulation of transcription by RNA polymerase II; nucleotide-excision repair
Cellular component (GO): transcription factor TFIIH holo complex; transcription factor TFIIH core complex
Molecular function (GO): zinc ion binding
Source: RefSeq, a predicted model, not a curated record
UUCCGGGCGUUUCGGCAGGCGCGGCGCUGCGUUCCUCAGCGUUCCCCGCGACCCGCCUGCGGCCGGGCCCUCCUCACUGCCGCCUCGCCAGCCCGCGCCACGCCAACGGGGCUGCGCUUCAGGCGGCAGCUGCGCCUUCCCGGCUGGCGCCCGCGGAUCCCUGCGCUGUAGGCAGGGGCGCGGCCGUCGUUGCCCUCCGCAGCGGCCGAGCGGGGCCGCGGAGAUGGAUGACGAACCUGAGCGGACCAAGCGCUGGGAAGGAGGCUACGAAAGAACAUGGGAAAUUCUCAAGGAGGAUGAGUCGGGAUCGCUGAAAGCGACCAUCGAGGACAUUCUUUUCAAGGCAAAGAGGAAAAGACUCUUUGAACACCAUGGGCAAGUUCGUCUUGGAAUGAUGCGUCACCUUUAUGUGGUUGUUGAUGGAUCAAGAACUAUGGAAGACCAAGAUUUAAAACCCAACAGACUUACUUCCACUUUGAAGUUAUUGGAAUAUUUCAUUGAAGAGUACUUUGACCAAAAUCCUAUUAGUCAGAUUGGUUUAAUUGUAACCAAGAGUAAAAGAGCUGAAAAAAUGACGGAACUUUCAGGUAACUCUAAAAAGCACAUAACCGCUCUGAAGAAAGCGGUGGAAAUGACCUGCAGUGGAGAGCCAUCUCUGUAUAAUUCCCUAAAUUUGGCCAUGCAGACUUUAAAGCACAUGCCAGGACAUACAAGCAGAGAGGUUUUGGUAGUCUUCAGCAGUCUGACAACAUGUGAUCCAGCCAACAUCUAUGAUCUAAUUAAGUGUUUAAAAGCAGUUAAGAUCAGAGUAUCUAUCAUUGGCCUAAGUGCUGAAGUUCGAGUUUGUACAGUACUUGCCCGAGAAACUGGUGGAACAUACCAUGUUAUUUUAGAUGAAAGUCAUUACAAGGAGCUGCUGAUGCAUCAUGUUAGUCCUCCACCUGCCAGUUCAAGUUCUGAGUGCUCCCUUAUUCGCAUGGGUUUUCCUCAACAUACUCUUGCUUCUCUGUCUGAUCAAGAUGCAAAGCCAUCCUUUAGCAUGGCGCAACUGGAAAACAACAGUGAACCAGGUCUUACACUGGGUGGAUAUUUUUGUCCUCAGUGCAGAGCAAAGUACUGUGAACUCCCUGUGGAAUGCAAAAUCUGCGGUCUUACAUUAGUGUCUGCACCUCACCUGGCCCGGUCUUACCAUCACUUGUUUCCUCUGGAUGCCUUUCAGGAAGUUCCCCUGGAAGAAUAUCAGGGGGAACGGUUUACAUCUGUAAAGUGUGUCAAAACGCAUUUUGCAUGGAAUGUGAUUUGUUUGUUCAUGAUUCUCUGCACUGCUGUCCUGGCUGUAUCCAUCAGCACCCUGCUCCCAUUUCUGUAUGAAAUCCUUUCUUUUUUGUCGUGGUUUGGCCCAGCUAGCACAGCAGCACGACGGCAGUCUCUCGCUCGGUGCCCCAUUCACCCCCACCCUUGUUAGGAUGGCCGAGGACCCAAUGAAAUCGGAGUAAAAAGAUAAGCAAGGUUGUUGUGGGUUGAGACAAGGGCAGGGAGGGCUCACUGCCAAUUAAUGGUUUCAGGCAAAACUCUCUCACUGUUCCUACUCCUUGCACCACCACCAACCAGAAGAAGGAGGGGCAGAAGAAGGAAGAAGAUGGAGGAAAAAAACCUCCUCUUCCGGCUUCUUCUUUAAAAGUGAUCAUGCAGGUGUCUAAUUGACUCAGCCCCAAAACUGGGUCUGGCUCAGAGCUGGGGAGAGUUGCAAGCAACUUCUUACAGGAGCCAUCUUUACAGCCCCUUCCCCCUUACAAGAAAAGGCUGUCAUGUCAAACCAUGACAAGAAAUUAUCCCGUUUUUGUCAUUCUUGCAUAAAUAUGUUUUGAUUAUUCAGCCAGUGUUCACUGAGGCCCUGCUAAACAAGAGGAACCUGGGUGAUUGCAAGAGGGUGAGCACUAGUGUGGGAGUAUUGUGGUUUGGUUGGGACAGAACAGGCUUGUCACCUUUUCCUACUAAUCUGUCCUUAGCCCAUGGGGUUUUACCUUUUCCUCCCAUUCUCCUUCUCCCCAUCCUGUGGAGGUGUAGAGUGAGUGUGGCUGCCAGCUGGGCUUAAACCACGAUGGCAAACCUUAAUUUUUUUACCUAACAUAAUGAUUUUUGUCACUGCUAAUAUAUUAUUGAAUUACCUGUAUCUGAUUCAUUUUCUUGUGUGAAAAAGCUCUGUCUUUUUCUUAAUGUUAUUGUACAAUGUAUAUUUGUAAAUGUAAAAGUGAUAAAACUGGUUUGUAUGAAAA